This is a messenger RNA of Rhopalosiphum maidis (corn leaf aphid), 1749 nucleotides long. Its product is annotated as origin recognition complex subunit 3-like. The record is from RefSeq and is a predicted model, not a curated record. NCBI's taxonomy places the organism in Eukaryota, Metazoa, Arthropoda, Insecta, Hemiptera, Aphididae. The coding region runs from base 667 to 1320 and encodes 217 amino acids. The transcript has 3 exons.
AACCGCGGCGAACGCGAAUCCCGACUCCUCCGACGACGACGGCAACCGCAACGACUCGCUCUAACCGACGCCGCGCCGUUAACCGCCAAUCGCGGGAACACUGCGCCGACGGAUCGAUCGACGAACGCCUAGCCAUCACCCAUCGCUGACCGCUGUCGACGAAACGCCGCGAAUCGCGCCACACGAAACGGUCUACACUGCCGACGGACGUGCGUACUGAGUUUAAGCUCAACAACGCGUAAAAUAUCAAACGUAACGUUAUAAUUGUCGACGCUUUUUCGUUCCGUCGCCCGCUAAACCGAUCGAUCGAUCGCCCGACGAGUGUGCUGUCCGUACCGAUCGUUCAAUCGGCGGCCGACGCGCAGCGUGCGCAUUUCCCUCUAUAGCGCUCAUCGGUUCCGGACUCGCCGUCGUGUCGGAGUUUCUUGCCGCCGUGACAUGUUUAACGCAAUACGUACGCACUACUGUCGCCGUCACCGCAGUGCCAAGACAAACCGCUCUCGGCGCGUAACGGCCGACAUUUUUUGUCGACCCGCGUAAGAGGAGCGAAUCCGUCAGAGUGAUUGUAUUUUCUUUCGUCGCCAUUACACCUCUCGGCGGACUCGACCAAAGAGCCCGUGACUCGAGCGCGGCCCGGUAAUAUUUUUCCCGUAGUCCGACGCCACAAUGGCGUUCAACGACUCCGCACCAGUGUUCGUCGAAGGAAACCCGAUCGGCGUCUCGAACAGACACACCUGCAAGAUGCGAAAUAAAAGAAUGUGGAAAUCGUUACGCGCGCACAUCCUGUCACGCCGAGAGAAGGACAAACAAGCUGAAACCGAUGCUGAACUUUUGAGAAAAAAGAAAUAUGCAGAAGAUCUAAAAAUACAAGAAAAUAGAUUAUCUUUAGCACAAAUUAAUGGUCGUUUAUCGGAACUACGAGACAAGCGUGAUGAGCUUGAAGAAGAAAAACGUGAACUCCUGAACCAGAAACAAACUAUUAUAAAUACUGUUUUAACAGUACCUGAGCCUAAGUGUGCAAACUAUGAUCGUAAAUUAGUUACGAAAAUCAAAUUUAAAAGUAGUAUAGUUCCAAGUAUUGAUUUUCUCGAUGAUCAACAACAACAACAACAACAACUACAACAACAACAACAACAACAACAACAUCAACAACCACAGCAGCAACAGCAUUUAUUAGACUUAUUGGAAACAAAACCUUGUAUGGAAUCUCCACCUCCUCUAUUUGAAAAAGAAUUCAGUUCAAUCUCUCAAUCUGUGGUAAUGCCUACAAAUGUCAAAGAAAGUAACAAAUCAAAUUUUUGGAUGCACCAACCAAAUUAAAUGUUAUUUCAACUAAAAAAUUAACAAAAUGUUAGUUACUGUAUUGCAGUCUAUAUUUAUCUUAAAUUAAUUUUUAUGAUGGGGUUUUUUUUUAAUUUGUAAACAUGUAUUUCCUUUUUAUUUAUAUAACUUAUUUUAUAUAAUUGGUAACCACUAUUAGCACUAAUUAAGUUUCAAUCAACAUAUGGUCAAUUAUAACUUAAUUAAUUCCUUUUUUUUAUUAUUCGUGUUUGAUAUUUCACAAUCCAAUUUUGUAUAUCAUUUGAUAACAUAAUUAAAAUGUAAUUUGUGAAAUGUCAAUAUAAUUUAAAGGGCGGUAAUGGUUAAUUUCCAAUUAAUAUUAAUUACAAUCCUAGCUUUUAUCUAACUAUUAAUUUAUUAUGAUCUUUAACUUGUCAAGCAAUGUUGCAUUUUUAUUUUUAAGUUUAA